AUGAGUGACUUUCAAGUGAAUGGGAGAUGCUUGGCUUACCAUGGCCCAUUGUUGUACGAAGCCAAAAUCAUUGAAAACGCGAAGGAUGAAGAUAUCCCUGAGGAAUUGUUUGGUGAAGAUGGUUAUUUCAUUCAUUACAAAGGUUGGAAGUCUACCUGGGACGAAUGGGUUACACAACGUCGUCUGAGAGCUUAUAACAUUGAGAAUUUGAGAUUGCAAAAAGAAUUAAAGAAAGCAGCAUUAAGUUCAACUUCAACUGUUUCAGCUUCUUCUGGUAAAAAAUACGUGGAUACAAAACAAAGUAAUGGUUCAUCCUCUAGAUCGGCAAAGAGAAGGAGUGAAAUGGAUUUGGAAAAAGAAGAAGAUUACUUGAGAAGACCUGAAAUUAACAUUUUGAUACCUGAUCCUUUGAAAUCCUUAUUAGUUGACGAUUGGGAAAUUGUCACUAAAGAACAUCAACUAUUACAACUACCUUCUAAACCAUCUGUUAAUGAUAUCAUAAAACAAUAUAAACAAUUUGUUGGUAGAAAAGGUGGAAGCACAGAGGCUGAAAUUAUGGAUGAAUUCCUUUCAGGGUUGAAAGUUUAUUUCAAUAGAUCUUUGGGAAAUUUACUUCUUUAUAGAUUUGAAAGACAGCAGUACUUGAACUUGACAAAAGAUCCAGAAUUCAACGAUAGAGAAUUGAGCUCUGUUUAUGGUGCUGAACAUUUAAUGAGAUUGAUGGUCACUUUACCAGGUCUAAUUGCUCAAACAACAAUGGAUCAACAAAGUGUUGGUACUUUAAAAGACCAUGUUGAAGAUUUCCUCAAAUUCUUGGAUAAGAACAAAAAAGAAUUCUUUUUAAAACGUUAUGAAAAUGUCUCUCCAAGUUAUGAAGCAGAAGCUAAAAAUGCUUAG
Messenger RNA from Hansenula anomala, 897 nucleotides. RefSeq names its product Eaf3p (gene EAF3). Gene Ontology annotation, biological process: regulation of DNA-templated transcription; chromatin organization. Lineage: Eukaryota; Fungi; Ascomycota; Saccharomycetes; Phaffomycetales; Wickerhamomycetaceae. The transcript is spliced from 2 exons. The record is from RefSeq and is a predicted model, not a curated record. Bases 1 to 897 code for a protein of 298 amino acids. Gene Ontology annotation, cellular component: Rpd3S complex; nucleus; NuA4 histone acetyltransferase complex.